Messenger RNA from Trichomonas vaginalis G3, 2926 nucleotides. RefSeq names its product aggrephagy protein. The annotation marks the transcript as partial. The transcript has a single exon. Lineage: Eukaryota; Parabasalia; Trichomonadida; Trichomonadidae. The record is from RefSeq and is a predicted model, not a curated record.
AUGCGGCGAUCCUCGACCGGUACUUCAAUAUUGAAGACGGAAGGGGAUGAACCUAUUGCCGAUAGAUUCUCAUCAGCUCUCCAUCUCUUCACUAAGACAUAUGAUUUUCUUGAAAUCGAAAACAUGAAAUUUUAUAUUCCUAAUAUUCCUAAGAAAAAUCUUCAACUCAUUUCAUACGAUGUAAACAACAUAUAUGAGUGCAUCACACGUAUUCAAAACACACAAAAUCUCUUUACUUUUUCACCUCAAUUUUUAUCUAUCUCAGUUAGUAUGAAUUCAGUCGCUGGUCUUAUUUGUAAUGCAUUUGGUUGGCUAUUGACCCCUAUAGAUGACUCAUUUGUCGAUGACUUUUUCCUUCUUUUCAACUCUUUAGUUACUUCUUUAUACGUCGAAUUUAACGAAUCCAUACUUCUUUCAUUACACAUGUGUCUUACAUACUAUUACAAACAAGGAUUUUCACAAAUUCCUCAAAAAUCUUUAACACAACUUUUAACAAUUUUCUUACACAUGAACAAAUUCAGCAAAAACCACAUCUCAUUCAUAUCUAUUAUGCUCUGUGAUCGUGAUAACUACGAAGAAAUCGUUGUUACAUUGAUUCACUUAGUUAAUCAAAUCAAAGGCACUACAGACUACGAUUUUAGAUAUAUCAUCAACAUGUCAACACCAUACUUUCUUAACCUGAACGUCAAUUCUAUCGAUUUAUUUCUUCAAAUCGCACUUCAUACAAACCAAUACGAUAUCUACGAUUCAUUUAUCGAACUUUCACACAAAGUCUAUGAUUUAUUCAAAUCUGCGUCCAACCGAUCCUAUUUCGAACUUAAAAACUACAAAAUUUACGAACUUGAAGCUUAUCAACUUCAACCAGAUGAUAUCCUCUCUUUACCUCUAGAUUUACGAUGCAUCCAUCCAUCAGACAUCGAAAGCAAACUUAAACUUGACGAAUUCUUCAGUGAAGAACAGUUACGUAUUAUUGGUGUUGUUCAACCUAUCAUUGACUGUCCAAAAGAAUCAAUUCCAGUUACAUUCUUAUCAGAAUUCACAUACAAACUUAAUGUUGAACGUGAUGUUAGUUGUACUAACGAGUUAUUUAUGUUUUUAUGUUCAUUAUUAGUUUGUAUGAACAACAAAUUUAUUCCUACUGUUGUUUCAGAUGCAAUCUAUUCAUCUGCACAAUUAUCCCCAUUUUUUACCAUUUUUUCCAACAAAAAUGAACAAGUCAACUUUAUUCGUCAAAGUUUAUUCCAAGGUAUCAUCAACAAAUGGCCAUAUCUUCUUGAACAUAUCAUUUUUGAAUCGGAAAAAUAUCCAUUGCUUUUUGCAGAACACGUUAUUCGUCUUCAUGGUCAAAAAGAACAGUCACAAGUUGAUUUUAUUGUUAACAAACGAUUCUUUGAAUCAAGUAUUCGUGUUAUUAGUUAUUUGAUCCAUUUGAAAACAGAGAACGAAGCAUGGUUUUCCAUUUUAAUUUUUUUAAUUGAAGAAAUGAAGAAAAAGAGACAACUUUUCACAGCUUUUUCAUCACAAACAUUUGUUACUUGUUUCAUGCUUCUUAGUUUUCACCCAUUAACAUCUCAAUAUGUUUUUUCAUCAUUUACGGACAUCAUGGUUUUACCUGAUCGUGACGAAAACAUCAUUUCCUGCAUCCAUUCAUUCUAUUUUUAUUUGUUAUCAUAUUAUAACAACCAACAACCAUCUUUUUACCAUUUUAUUUCUAUUUGUUUGUCCAAUUUAAUUUCACAUUUAUCAUAUUUCACUGAUUUGAUCGAUUACUUUAUAGACUUAGAGAAACCCAUUCUUAACUUAUUCUUUUUUAGUCCAACACGUGAAAUCCUUUGUGUUGUUUUGAGUUUUGUUGCAUUGACACAAGUUAAACACACAGGAAAAGUUAUAACAAUUGAAAACAGAUCAUUGUUUUCUACAAGUAUGAAGAAAGCAGAACCAAAUGGAGCAUCAGACCAAACAAUAUCAUUCAUGAUAUCUUUGAUGGCAAACAACAAAUCUAUAUCAGGAAAAGAUUCAAUGUUUAUUUUACAAAAUGAAAUAAUUUUGUUGUUGUUUAUUUCUGUCAUGGGAACAAAAUCAAUUUUAUUCUUUGGUGAUUUAUGCAAAUUCUCUAAUACAAAUAUAAUACAAUGCCACAAAGGUGAACUUGAUUUAUUGAUAAUCAAAGCAAUAAAAUCGUUCCCAAAUGAUUUCGAAUUUAGAGGUUUCAAUUUUCAAAAUAAUAUUUUGAAAAGUGACAUUGAAAAUUUUUUUACAAUUUUAAAUUAUAUGUGUCAAUCAAUUAGUUCAAAACAAGUUUGCUAUCAAUAUUUGAGUUUAAGCAUUCCAAAGCCAAACUGCGAAAUCGACUCUUUACCUAUUAAUUACUUAAACAUCGCGUUGGCACAAUGUUGUCACAAUCAUAAUCCAACAAUUUUAUUCCAAAAACCGUCGGAAUACAAACAAUUCUUAGAUUUCAAAACUGAAGAAAUCAAGAACGGUUUUUCAUUUUGUUUUUGGAUUAACAUUGAUUUCUCGAUCAGAUUCUCCUUGAAUAUACAACCAUUGAUAUUUUCUUUGGCGGAUGACAGUUCUUCAUCAAUUAUUUUAUAUUUGAAAGGAAAUUCUUUGAUCGCACAAAUUUGUGGACCAAAUUUAGUUCCUACUUCUGUAACUCUUUCUAUGAAUGUGCCGCCAUCAGAAUGGGUAUUUGUUACUUUCUGUUAUUCGCCAAAGGAUGACAAUACUUCUCAUUUAUUGUUGUAUAUAAAUGGAGAACAACCAAUUUUGACAAUUAUCAAAGAUCCAAAUUUCAAAACUCAAAACUUUUUCGUGCAAAUUGGUGGUUAUUGCAAUUCUGAUGCUCCUAAAUACACAAAAAGCGUCAUUUGUAUAUUAGCUGAAUGCCAUUUGUACUUUUCCGUCUUGAACCAAUCAGAAAUAA